Molecule: messenger RNA, 1579 nt
Organism: Rana temporaria (common frog)
Lineage: Eukaryota; Metazoa; Chordata; Amphibia; Anura; Ranidae
Product: protein psiI-like
Exons: 9
Coding region: 180-1115 (311 amino acids)
Source: RefSeq, a predicted model, not a curated record
ACAAGGCAGUUGCAUUAGAGCAUCCCUAAAGGGUGGAGCUGGGAGGAAUUUUCAGAGCAGAGAGGAAAGAUUCGAUCAGUUGUGUUGCUGCCUAUUGCCGUGUCUCCUGAAUCUGCACACUUUACAACUGCUACUACAGACAGCAUCUUCUCGGUCAAUCUGUGCUUUUUGCCUGAAAAAUGGGAAUCAAAAACCAUCCGAUCACACUUCAAGGUUGCCUUCUCAUAUGGAUUGGGAUUUCACUAGUUCUUGUCAAAGAUACCACAGAAGUGGACAGUACUACAGAAGACCCUACCACGGAGAGUGUAUCAGCGACCCCAAUGAACGCUGCUGCAGAAAUAACUGCUCCAACAAUGGGGGAUAUGAAAUCUCCUCUUCCUACGUCCAACAGCUCACUGGCACCUGAUGACUUUCAUAACACCUGUCACUUAUAUUACUGCAUGGGAGACAGUUGUUACAAAAAUGAAUCUUCUUUUUCAAAUGCGGGUAACACAACAUGUCCUACUUAUUGUGAGAUGUACCGUCACAACAGCUCCUUUUAUGAAAGCAGGUGCAAUCAGCACUGCAUGCAUCACCUGUGCAACAGUACACAGCAAGAUGGAUGUGCACUAAACUGCUGCAAUCGAUCUAUGUGCUUCAGUGCAGAAGACAUGAAUGGAGGUAACAUGACUGCCAAGCCUCCAGUUACAUCCACCACUACAACUACCGUUACAACGACUACAACAACUAUUCUAUACAGUGAUAAGAAAUGCAGAUCAUUUACCUGCUCGGAGACAGACUGCUUUAAAAAUCAAGCUUCUGCAACAUUAAAGCAAUGUCAGGUUGGGAUAAACCACUGUGAGUUACAGAAAAAAGUGACGAAUGGUGCUAUCUCUUACGAAGGAGGUUGCAGUAACACUUGUGCCACCAGCACUAAAUCUUGCGCUACCAUCACCAGUGGUGACUGUUUCCAGGAAUGCUGCAAUUCUACAACCACUGGAUGCUGCAUGAAAUUGGAUGGACAGGUGCAUUUCAAUGCUGCCACUCAAAUCCACAACGGUUCCGUCCUCAGAAUGUUCAUUUGUGCUUUCAUUGUUAUCUUUCUCUCGCACUACUUUUCUUCUUCACAUGUAUAAGUCAGUCACUGAAUAAAGAAAGAUCUGUAAUGUGACCUCUAUCACUCACACAAACAUCUUUUAUGUUAACAUAAAGACAUUAUUGGGUUGAAAAAGAUAUAUACUUAUACCUCCAGAGAAAUAUAACAGGUAUAUGCAUUAAAAACUGAUGUAUGAAUCAUUACUGUAAAAUUUGUAACUAGUGUAAGAAUUUUUAUUAUCCUACCAAUUGCAUUCUUUUAGUAUAAUGAUGUUCUUAGCCGUGUGAUAUUGGUACCACAAUCUGGAAUUAAAAUUGCCCUAAAAGGGCCAGCCUUCCAAAAACUUAUAAUAGGAGUGGAUGCUGGUGGUAGGCUGAAUCAUCCCACUGGCUUCGAUUACCACUGUGUGAUUCCAAAGACUAGAACUCACCACUAAAUAUUUUCUAGAGAGCUAGAACUAUUUCCCCCCCACCCGAUCUUACUACCAUCCACUGUAGGGCAAAA